Molecule: messenger RNA, 2464 nt
Organism: Gymnogyps californianus (California condor)
Lineage: Eukaryota; Metazoa; Chordata; Aves; Accipitriformes; Cathartidae
Gene: MAL2
Product: mal, T cell differentiation protein 2
Exons: 4
Coding region: 86-622 (178 amino acids)
Biological process (GO): myelination
Cellular component (GO): membrane
Molecular function (GO): structural constituent of myelin sheath
Source: RefSeq, a predicted model, not a curated record
ACCACCUCCUCCUCCUCCUCCUCCUCGCCCACCUGGCCGCGGGUCGGCCGUCCCCGCCGCGCUCGGCAGCAGGAGCCGCCACAGCAUGUUGCCCAGGGGAGCCUCGUCCAUGCCGCCGCCUCCCGCCCCUGCUGCCUACUUCCCGCCCCCCCGGGUCACUUUGCCCUCCGGCCUGGAGAUCCUGCGUACCUACUCGGGAGCCGUCAUCUUCCUGGAGAUCCUGUUUGGAACGAUAGUCUGGAUUUUGGUAGCUUCUACUGGAGUUCCACUGCCACUGCUGCAGGGAUGGGUAAUGUUUGUAGCAGUGACUGCGUGGUUCCUGUCCAUUGUGUUCUUGUGUGUGUUCCUCUUCGGUUAUGCAAAUAGAAUUGCUGUCAACUGGAACCAGACGGAUUUUCUUUUCCAUGGGGCUACUUUUGUCUUUUAUUUUGGAGCUUUUCUACUGCAAGCAGCAACUACAUCUCUGCAUCACUUUCCCCGCAAAUUCAAUUCCACCACACAGGAGAAGAUUCUAGCUGAUCAUGAAUAUAACAUAAGCAUAGCAGCCUCGAUUUUUGCCUUUGCUACAGCUGUUUGUUAUGGUUGCAGCACAGCCCUGGCAUUAAGGAGAUGGAGGCUAUAGCAGUUGAAGAGAGGUUAAUGUCCGAGUGUUCCACUUCAGAUCAAAUUGAGCUACUUGUCUGUUUUACUGUAAUCUAAUUCCAAAAAGACUUUUUUCGCUUAAAAUGUGUUUUAAAGUGCUGAAAUGCAAAUAACCUCUAAUCAGGAUUUCCUUAACGGAAAACAAGUUUCCAUCUCUUCCCUUUCUAAUUUUUACUUUUAUAGUGUACUCAUUAGAAGCAUACUCAUUGUAUGGUAUUAUAGAGUUCAGGGAUAAACAGAUGUGUCGUUGGCAGAUAACAGAAUUCUAGUGCUAAAUCAGAAGAGGAAGAAAAUGGAAACUAAACCAACAUGUUAACUGCAUAGGCAGCUAAAAAGCUCCCCCCUUGUUAAGUCCUGGGAUUGGGCCCUAAGUGUUUUGCAGCAUUACAGUGCAUUCCACGCAGGUAGAGCCUUGAGGCUCCUUGUAGAGUCAUGGGUUUUCUGUGUGCUGCUCCUUGCACGAUCAGAGCCCAAGCUGACUUUGUGAUACCAACUUAGUAUAUAUACUAUUAACUUUGAUGUACAGAGAAAAUAUUUUAAAUAUCCAUCCAGUGAAAUAUUUUGAUACUCUUUUAUAGCCAUAUCCAGCUAUGGUCAUCUGAUCCUUAAAGCUUACUGUAUUCUGUAGUAGAUGGAAACUGUUUGGAACUGUCAGUCAGUAGUUCAUUAGUUUUAGGAAUUCAGCUUAAUCAGAUCUAUUUAUACUGCAAAACAAAACAGUGCAUUUGUGUUGUGUGUGUAUAUACAUGGUAUAUUUUUGUUUAACAGGAAUAUUUGCACUGUUUUACUUUGUUGGAGUACAGCUUUGUUUUUGUUACUUCAAGUGCUGCAUUUGUUACUUAUUAUGUGAGUCAAUAUCAUUUGAAUGGAACGUUACCAAAUGGUGAAUAAUGUCUGACCUCAGUUCUUGCAGUGUAUUAUUUGUUGCAUUCUAAACCUGCAGUGUUGUAAAGGUGUUUUUAUUUGGACAGAUGCCUAUGCAACAUCUUACUAAAAGCAGUGGAAUGCAAAGCAGUCCGCCCACUAUGGAGUUUGCUUUUGGCACGAAUGAAGUUUAAUUGAGCCUCUCUUGAAUAUCCCUGUUGUAUAAUGACAUGCAAUAUUAUAUAUAAAAAAUUAAUUUAACAAAACUAAACAAUAGCAUUGCGCUCUGCUCCCUAGCACUCAUGCUGUUUUGCAGAUGGUGAAACUUUUUUUUUUAAAUAAUGCUAGUAAAUAAUUUUUGCUCUUGUGAAUAGUGCCAAAUUGAUAACCUGGGAGAAUAAAGGCUCCCUGUCAUUCGUAAAACAACUUGCUCACCACAUCUUGCCAGUGCACCUGGAUAUUCUGCAGAGGCCAGCAGUGGUUGGGUAAGGGAAGACAGGACUUUCUUCAUUCCCAGGCUUACUCAUUCUCCUUGAGCCAAAAAGGGUGUCUGCUAUGAAGGUUACCUUAUCAAACUUGUCAGGUACAAGGAUCUCCGAGAGCCAGCCACCCUCAGUAGUGCCCUGCAGUCCCUACUGACCCUGCUGAUCCAUCUUAUGGAUGACAUAGCAGUGAGUGGCAGCCCUUCUGACUACUGGAACCACUCAGUCGUCCUGAAUUACUGCAAUGGGAUGUUUUCGUAUAUCUUGUUUUCUGAAAUUUUUAUCUUCCAAAGAUUUUGUACUCUGGCUGAUGUUUUUUUUUCUAAUUCUCUACUUGCAUUGGAACUUGUUUUGUGAACAUUUUAUCUAGAGCCAUAUACUUUUAAAAAUACUUCAUAUUGUAUAAAAUACAUUUACACUGGAGUAUAUGGAUGAAAGUAUAUAACAAAGACUUAUGCUAAUCAGCAUUAAAGUUA